Molecule: messenger RNA, 606 nt
Organism: Lontra canadensis (Northern American river otter)
Lineage: Eukaryota; Metazoa; Chordata; Mammalia; Carnivora; Mustelidae
Gene: OTOR
Product: otoraplin
Exons: 4
Coding region: 163-552 (129 amino acids)
Biological process (GO): cartilage condensation
Molecular function (GO): protein binding
Source: RefSeq, a predicted model, not a curated record
CCAGGGGCUGUUAGGAAAGCAGAGGAAGGAACGGUGGGCACCUUCCCAUUGGCCGGGGGGCACUCACCCAGAUGUCUGGCUUCCACAUAAAAGACAGGAACCACUGCAGUCAGCUUCCACUUCUAGUUAAAGGACGACAGCAAAAACAGCCAAAAAAGGAAGAUGGCCAGGCUAUUAUUAUUUUCCCUCCCAGGUCUUGUGGCCAUAUGUGCCGUGCAUGGAAUGUUUAUGGACAGACUUGCUCCCAAGAAGCUGUGUGCAGAUGACGAGUGCGUGUACACUAUUUCUCUGGCCCGAGCUCGAGAAGAUUACAAUGCCCCAGACUGCAGGUUCAUUAAUGUUAAAAAAGGACAGCAGAUUUACAUUUACUCAAAGCUGGUACAAGAAAAUGGAGCUGGAGAAUUCUGGGCUGGCAGUGUUUAUGGAGAUGACCAUGAGGACGAGAUGGGCACCCUGGGCUAUUUUCCCAGCAGCUUGGUUGAGGAGCAACACGUGUACCAAGAAGCCACCAAGGAAGUCCCCACCACGGAUAUUGACUUCUUCUGUGAGUAAGAAAUUAGACCUGCAAAUAAAAAGGAAACACCAAAAAAUAUAAACAGUGAAAUA